Messenger RNA from Numida meleagris (helmeted guineafowl), 13860 nucleotides. It is a transcript of the gene ELFN1, whose product is annotated as extracellular leucine rich repeat and fibronectin type III domain containing 1. Gene Ontology annotation, cellular component: plasma membrane. The coding region runs from base 1738 to 4128 and encodes 796 amino acids. Lineage: Eukaryota; Metazoa; Chordata; Aves; Galliformes; Numididae. Gene Ontology annotation, molecular function: protein binding. The record is from RefSeq and is a predicted model, not a curated record. The transcript is spliced from 2 exons.
ACUUAAGACACGGUCAUUUUUCAGUGGGACUCUUUAUUUUCUCAGCAUCAUUUGGAGGUAAUAAAAUGUCACCAGAUCGGACGGCAAUCGGCAGCGCAGUUUGGGAGGCAGCUUUCUCCAGAAAGCGUUCUCACCUGCAUAAGUCAAUGAAACAGCAGCCAAGCAGGGAGCAAGGCUGGGUGUAAAGAUGUGUGCACAUAGCAGGGCUGUGCCUCUGCUGGGGGACAGGGCUGGGACAUGUCCCAGAUCCAUCUCCCUGUGCUUGGCAGGGGUUGUCCAGCUCUGCUGCCACUCUUGCCGGGUCCCCGCUCUGCCCAUCACUCUGACAUUUAAUUAACUGCCCUGCCCGCCUGCAUCUCACACUGAAUUUGGAUUGCCUUUCUGAAAUACUUCUCAGACCACGUCUGAAUAAGGAUAGCAGGAGGGAUAAUAAAGUGCUCGUCGCUAAUGUUGCUAUGACUCUUAUUGUGCUGAUGAUAAUGAAACAAGGCACUGAGUAUUGUGGAGAUGAGUCGUGCUGUGGUCAGUGUCACUUCUCCUUGCUGUGCUGGUUGUCUCACAUCAGAGCGAGCAGGGGCCUGGCCUCACAGCAGUGUUGAGGACAGGGAGCCCUGGCCAAACAGGGACCCAGAACUAAGAACAAUGAAGGGGUGAGAAGUGAGCAGUGAGGACAAUAAAAUUGCAAUUAAGAAUUAAAAACACAUCCGACUGAUUCCCAUGUGAAAGGGUGAUUAAGCUUAUUGAAAUCUGUCUGUGUGGCAUGGCUAGUGCUGGUGCUGGUGGUGGCUCUCCACUCCCCGAGGAGCUCUGUGCUGAUAUCCCUGCUGGUAUCUGCCCCGUGCAUGCCCAGAGCUAUCUGUCUUCCUGCAUCCCAGUCAGUCCCCAUUUGGCAUUCAUCCCAUUUCUCUAGCCUCAGUCCCAGGUUGCCCUCCAACAUUUCUUACAGCCCGUCCUCCGCUGGCGGGUGGAUUUCCUUUGCCUUAUGAUGCUGAGCAGCUGAUCUCACUGCUGGGACCUCUCCAUGGUCCUCUUCCCAUACCCAUCUGCUCCCUGCACUGCUGCAACUGGAGCAGCUGUGCUGUCCCUGGGACAGCUUCGUGUUACUCAACACUUUAUACCCCCGAUAGCAAAUUCCCCCUAAUGUUUUCAUUUCUGUCCUUGCAGUUCCAACACCAGUGGUGACCAUUCUGCAGGACCCCCAAUGCUGUGCCCAGUGUGCCUCGCAGCCCCCCCAGACACCAACUAGCAGACCUUCAUGACUUCAGCAGGAGCCAGCAGCAACACACAGGCACAAAGGUGAACUGAGGAACCAAGCACGGACAGCCAGACCCACAGAGACACACAGAGAUGGGGACCAGCGUUAUGAUAGGCAGCAGAAAGAAAACAAGGAGAUGUACUAUAAAAAAUGAGAGGAAGGCUUGUCUCUAAGCCAAAGAUACUCCUUGGCACGAGCAUCCAAAUUCAUGACUCCCUCCCCAAGAUGCCAGAGACCUGGUGAUGCAGGACCAGCCUCAGCCACCCAGGCCUUGAGAGCAGCCCCCGGCCGGUGGCUGCCGAGCUCCUUGGGCACCGAGGUCCACGUUCACCACGGACGCUUCCCCGCACAGCUCCAAGCCAUGAGGAGAAGAGAAAGAAGAACAAAGCUGCCGAAGGAGCUCUAACCCACGUCUUCCCGGCCCCUGCCUCUCCCCCAGCAUCCGGCAGACCAGGAACCCCUUCUCCACGCCUCCCUUCCAGAUGGCAGGUCGCCGGUGGGCUGCGACGUCAGCCUUCUGCGUGUGCGUGGCAGCCGUCUCCCUCCUGCACACUGGCGGGGUGCGGGCAGACUGCUGGCUCAUUGAGGGGGACAAGGGUUUUGUCUGGCUGGCCAUCUGCAGCCAAAACCAGCCCCCCUAUGAGUCCAUCCCCCAGCAAAUCAACAGCACCAUCGUGGACUUGCGGCUGAAUGACAACAAGAUCAAGAGCGUGCAGUACGCCUCGCUCAGCCGCUUCGGCAACCUGACAUACCUCAACCUGACAAAGAACGAGAUCUCCUACAUCGAGGACGGUGCCUUUUCAGGACAGUUCAACCUCCAGGUGCUGCAGCUGGGUUACAACCGCCUGAGGAACCUCACCGAGGGUAUCCUCCGGGGCCUGGGGAAGCUGGAGUACCUCUAUCUCCAGGCCAACCUCAUCGAGACUGUCACCCCCAAUGCCUUCUGGGAGUGUCCCAACAUAGUGAACAUUGACCUGUCCAUGAACAGGAUCCAGAGACUUGACAGCAACACUUUCAGGGGCUUAAACAAGCUCUCUGUCUGUGAACUCUACAGCAACCCCUUCUACUGCUCCUGCGAGCUCCUUGGCUUCCUGCAAUGGCUGGAGGCCUUCACCAACAUGACACGCACCUACGACCGGAUGCAGUGCGACUCCCCACCAGACUACACGGGCUACUACUUGUUAGGCCAAGGCCGGACUGGCUACCGCAAUGCUCUGAGCAUGCUCUCUUCCCUUUGCACCGGUGGCUCCUACACUGUGAUCCCUCGUUUUAUCCCUCCCCGGUACCAAGUGACCACAGUGCCCUCCGAAAGCCCGUGCUCCGAGGAGGAGUGCUCCUCCGGUGACGGCACCACCCCACAGUUCUCCCUCUUCACGCCCAUCGGUGAGACAGAGGUGCGGCCUAACAUCCAGGUGAAGCACCUCAACCACAACUCGGCCGUCCUCACCGUGCAGAUCCCCUACCCCUUCAGCAAGAUGUAUAUCCUCUCCCAGUUUGAAAACGGCUUCUCCUCCAUGAUCACCAAGCUCAGGAAGAAGGAGGAGAACAUCACCGUGAGCAACCUAGUAGCACAAAGAGAUUACACCUACUGUGUGGUCUCUGUCCACCAAUACUCCAAGUACAAUCACACCUGUGUCACCAUCACGCCCACCAGACCCAACCGCAAGGAGCCGGUGCCCACUCCUUCCACUGCCACUCAUUACAUCAUGACAAUCCUGGGCUGCCUCUUUGGCAUGGUGAUCGUCCUCGGUGUUGUGUAUUACUGUCUCCGAAAGAGGCGCCAGCAGGAGGAGAAGCACAAAAAGGCUGCCAGCAGCAUGAAGAAGACCAUCAUUGAGUUGAAGUAUGGGCCAGAAAUGGAGACCACCAGCAUCACCCAGCUGUCCCAGGGACAGAUGCUGGGCGGGGAGACCGUGACCCGCAUCCCCUACCUGCCUUCUGCUGGUGAGGUCGAGCAGUACAAGCUCAUUGACAGCAGUGAGACCCCCAAGGCCACCAAGGGCAACUACAUGGAGGUGAGGACGGGGGAGCAGCCUGAGAGGAGAGACUGCGAGCUAUCCCUGGCACCGGACACCCAAAGCUCUGUGGCUGAGAUCUCCACCAUUGCCAAGGAGGUGGACAAGGUGAACCAGAUCAUCAACAACUGCAUCGAUGCCUUGAAAUCUGAGUCCACUUCCUUCCAAGGGGUGAAAUCGGGGGCAGUCUCCACAGUGGAGCCUCAGCUGGUGCUCUUAUCAGAGCAGAUCCCCAGCAAGCACGGAUUCCUCUCCCCUGUCUACAAGGAAAGCUACAACCACCCCCUCCAGAGACACCACAGCAUGGAGGCAGCCCCCAAACGCUCCAGCACUUCUUCCAGUGGCUCCAUACGGAGCCCCAGGUCCUACCGCUCCGAGGGAUCGGGCCACAAAUCAGAAGCCAAAUACAUUGAGAAGACGUCCCCCACCACCGACACCAUCCUCACUGUGACUCCGGCCGCGGCCAUCCUGCGGGCAGAGGCGGAGAAGAUCCGGCAGUACAGCGAACACCGGCACUCAUACCCCGGCUCGCACCAAGGGGAGCAGCACGACAGCAUGGCGGGGAGAAAGCCUUCCAUCCUGGAGCCUCUGACCCGGCCUCGUCCCAGAGACCUGGCCUAUUCCCAGCUCUCGCCGCAAUACCACAACCUGAGCUACACCUCCAGCCCAGAGUACACCUGCAAACCAUCGCACAGCAUCUGGGAGCGCUUCAAACUCAACCGCAAGCGGCACAAAGACGAGGAGGAGUAUAUGGCAGCCGGCCAUGCCCUGCGCAAAAAGGUCCAGUUUGCCAAAGACGAGGAUCUUCACGACAUCUUAGACUACUGGAAGGGCGUCUCUGCCCAGCAAAAGUCCUGAGUCCUCACACAACUUGUGACUUAAAGUAACUGGACCAAAAGAAAUCCGCAGCAGCUAUUUUUAUUCAGACUGUCUUUGAAACAAACAAACAAAAAAUAACGAUAUUAAACAAAACAAUAAAAGGAGAGAACAAAUCUAUAAAUAUUCUAUAUAAUAUAUAAAGUGAGAUAUUAAAAUGCCCUCACGUUGGUGAGACACACACCAAAUUUGAACAUAAACUUUACAAAACAAACUGUGAAGUGAAAAAUAAAAGUUUUGUUUCAUUCUGAUUUUUUAAAAAAAAAAAAAAAGAAAAAAGAAAAAAAGAAAAAAAUCAAAUAUGAAAAGAAGGUGAAGGAGCGGGCAGAGAGCGGAGGUCUGGCGUUUCCCAGUACUGCAUUGCAUGAGUCCCUAUUCCGUGAUUUUGUGGAUUCUUUGUGAACAGUUUGUGUUCUUUCUUCCUUCCCUUCCAAAAAUCAACAGCAACAAAAACAGCAACAAAAACCAAAAAGAGACCAGAAGGAGAUCUGUCCUUUGGGCUGUUUUUGCAAACGGAGUCUUCCAGUUUAGACUUUCACCCGGUCGAAGGCCCGUUCACAUUUUCACUCACUGAGGUUUUACCACACAUUGCAUUGUAAACCGAAGUCGUUAAUUGUACAGAGAAAAUUUCUAUAUUUGCAAUGUUUGCUGUAUAAUGAGAAAGAGAGAGGAGAAAAAAAACAAUACUACAUCUACUAAAUAUAUAUAUAUAUAUAUCUAUAUUCACAUGUUUGUACCAGGUUUUAAUCAUGGAUUUUAGAGAAAGAGAUGGAGUUUGGAUUGAAGGACUUUUUUGUUGGUUGGUUGGUGAUUGGUUCAUUGGCUGGUUGGUGGAGGAGAUAUUUUUGGAGGGGGCGGGGAGUGUUUGGGUUUCUCUGUGGUUUUGGUUUCUCCCAACCAUUGUCUACAUCCAAGUUCUGAUCACUGUCAAGCACAUGUACCCAGAAAAGCAAAUCAGCCAUGCUAUUCCAUGUGGGACACCGUCACUGCUGGGAACAGGAAAGGGGAUGAGAAGGGAAGAGCUCUUGGUUGAACAAGUGCCAACAAGCAAUGAGAUUUCUCCUCAAAGUCAGAAGGUAUCUGGAAUCUCUCCUCAUAGUAUAUGAGGCGAUGAGUUAGUGCAGAAGUCUUCCUGCUGCUCUCCAGAGGAGGACAUCAUUGAGGGGUGGUUUUGCCAAGGGAGAAGUUUUAAGCAUUUACAGAUUCUCCAGAUUGAAAACAACUACAGAGGGCCCAGGGUCCCUGCUUCUCUCUCUUGAGACUUCCAGCACCCAACAGCCAGGGAUUUCCCCACAGAUAGCCCCAACUUAGAGCAGCAUCGGGCAGCGAGCACAGCACCUCCUGCCUGCAGCCCUGGGACUGCCCACAGUCCAGCUGGGCUUCCAUUGCUGUGAGUGGCUUUGGAGAUGGGCACCCUGGGGUCUCCAAGGCAGGAGAGAAGAGGAUGGUGCUCCAGGUCCAGUGUCCACCCAAGCAGCCACGUCCGCUUCAACCACUGCUGUGCAAUGCCUAUCUGAGUCUUGACAGCAUUUUGCCCUGUCUCUGAAAUACACACAAUGCCCUACUCACACAGUGAGGUGGAAGGAGGGAUGCAUUCAGACCAUGCUGUGGAGGAACACCAUUUUGCCCUUAUUGGCUCCAGCUGAGUUGCAAACCUCCAUGCCUCAUCCCACGGCUGAUGCAGAGUGGGGCCACAUUAGGACCAGGGAGCACUUUGCUCCCCUCAGUGAGCACAUGGGAUCCUAGCGAGGAAGCCCAACACGGUGACAAACAUCCCAAACACAGCCCUUCAGAGCCCUGCUGCUUCCCGUGGUCUUUCCAUUGCAUCCUGCUCACAAGUCUCUUUGGAUGGAAUUCCUUAGUCCUGACAAACAAGCACUAGGGCCCAGCAGCAAACUACAUCCCAUCCUGUUAUUUCAAUAUUUCAAAGUGAUUUUGACAGGUAUUCUUGCAAAAGGUUAUGUUUGUUCAGAAAUGAGCUGAGCUGGGAAGACACGGAGCAGGCUGGGAAGCGCGCGAGUUCAUUCCCCAUGGUUAUUUGUGUAGACAACAACCCAUUAGCCAGGUUUCAUAAUAAAAGGCAGGCAAUUUCUCCAGGAAUCCAUUCACUCUGCAUAACGAAAGACACGUUUCUCCUUCUCCUCCAGGUGCCUGACAUCCUCCCCACAGCGUGCAGUCUGUGAGCAGGACCUGGAAAGGAGCUGAGCAUCAUCCUUGUAUUGUCCCAUGAUGCCAUGAGUCGGUCCCCAAAUCCCAGCUGUGCCAAAGCAAACCCUCCAGCCUCAAGCAGCUUCCUUAGGAAGCCCUCAGUGCCUCUUGGAGGAGUGGGAGGUCAGCAAGAACGGAUGCUGGACACAGCAGCAGGGCUCCCUGUAGCCGGGGGGGUCAUUUUGCCCCUCUUUGCCUCUAUUUCCUCCUCUGCACAACACUUCUUCGAGGUGCUGAGGGCGCAGGCUGGUGCGGGAGGCUCAAUUAAUUAAUUGCCUGUCUGUGAAGCCUGUUUAGCUCCUAGAAUAAAAGCUGCUAUAGGAAAGCAAAGUUGUUAGCGGCAUAAAACAGCAGGGGCAGAUGAAAUCAAAGCCCAAUUCUGUUUUCACACCAGGAUUUCUCUGGUCACAAACCAACAGAGACCAAUGCGGGAUAUGUGAUACAGCAGCACUGGCCUUUCAAAAUUAAACACUUCCCAGAUGCAAACUGCAGCUAGAGAAAAGGAGGAUCAGAAAAUAUCCACGUCCUUCUGGCACUGAGGGGAGGUACCUCCACAUGCAGAGCCCUGUACAGUGGGGCAUGCUGUGGAGCUCAGGGAGCUCUGGAUGACCCUCAGGUGACAAUGCAGUGACUGUGCUGCAGAGCACACUCCAGCCUCAUGCCUCCAUGACAAGGCAUGACCAACUUGGGUGUCGCAGGAUGGGGCCUGGGAAACUCUGUUUGUGGCAUUCUCCAUCCCCCAGGGGCAUGUACUUCACAGACCCCUCUGAAAACACAGGGAAAAUGUCACCACCUGCCAGCUGUUGGGUGCUUUUCUUCUUUGUUUUACCUUCUGUUCAACCACUGAAGCUCCCCAGCUGCAUCUACAGAUGAUGCCCUGCUUGGCCAGGGCACUGCCCCAGUGCCAUCCAAAGAACCUGGAGGGCUCCUCACCAAGCAGAAAGGAGGAGGCAGAAGGGGGAGGGCUGAAGGGCAGCGAGAGGCGAUCCAGGCAGGAGCAGCUGUGCAGGUGGCAGCCCUGGAGAGGCCAAACAUGGCAUCGAGUGGAGCUGCUUGGAGAGGGAUUCUGUGAGAGCGAGCUGUUGCUUCCCUGCGGCAAUGAAACAGAGAAAAGGAGCCGAGGGAUUUGUCGCCACUUCUGCUCUGAGUCACACCUAGAAAUUUCCUCUCUGGCCAGAGGUCACAGUUCCACCACCACCUCCCAGGGUUUCUGCUCCCUCAAAGCUCUUCUGGUGCCUCCGUGCCCCUGCUCUCUGCUCCCCGCUGUCACACUUCAGUAGUCCCCAUCCUAUUGCCUCCUCCCAGCCCACCCUAUACCUACUACGACCAUAUGGAACUCCCAUAGGACGAUGCUGACAGCCCCAGAGCCACAUACAAAUGUAUUCUGCUGAUGCCUUUUCUUUUUGCUUAAAACACUGUUUUUCAAGGGCAAAAUCAAGGUAGGGGCAAAAAGUGAUCCCCUGACCCUUUCCCCAGCAUCUUAGACCAGCCACCUUGUUGAUGGGUGAAUCAGAGCCACAGCACCCACAGCUCAACCCUUGCUCCUGUCUGGAGUCAGCAAGACUUGCCUAGUGCUGCAUUCAGAGCCUGGUCAGUUUUUAAGAUGCUAUGAAUUCGGACCGAAAUGUAUCUUCAUACAGACAUGCACCAUCUGAGCCCUGCAGGCACCCACCUGCUCCAGUGCACACUGAUUUUGUCCAUGCAUUCCAAAGCAUUUGUGAUGUGCAGUGCCCAUGGGCAGGAACGUGGGGCUGGUGGCUGCCUCCUUCUCCACUGCCCAUCCCCAGCCCUGCACCUGAGCCCAGUGCUGGCUUCGGGUGAGCAGGGAGCUGGGCACAUGGGGGCACGGGGACAGAGCAGAGGAGAAGGAAGGGCUUCAGGGGUUACCCGGGAAAAACCCCAAAAAUGUACAGGGUGUGAAUGGGUCCUGUCCAGAAUAAAAUUGUUCCUUAGGGGAGAGCUGUACAACACAUUCCCUUUCCUUCUGCAUCAAACCACUGCUGCCAGCCAAUGCCCAAGGCCCAGAAGGCAGCAAAGCUGCCACCGGUCAUGGCCAUUGGUGCUGGAGGAGCCAACCCAGUACCUUCACCUUGGCUUGAAGCUCUUGGGCUUCACUUGCAUUCACUCACAUCCCUCUUUUUCAUAUCUCCUUUGUAUCGUUGUGUUCUACCCUUCUUGGCCAGAGCGCCAGCAUCACCAGAAGGUUGGUAGAAGUUAUCCAAAUGUCACCUUGAGAGCUUUGCAGUGGCCACACAGUGCCCUCCGUGGGCUCAUCAGAAAGCAGGAGAACCUCAGCCCUGUGCUGAGCCCAGCUCACCAAACCUCGAGCACUACAAAUGCAGAGCUUUGUCACACCAGGGAUUUUAUCAGGAAUUGAAUUCAUUCACUGCAAAAACCUUUCUUAUGUCCAGGAUCAGCAGCCAUGCUCAUUCCCACUUCUCACCCCACCCCAGCACUUAAUGAAGUGGAACCGUUUGAUCCAGAGUGAAAUCAGUUUUCUGGACACAGUUUCCUCUGUGCCAGGGAUGAGAAGACACAGAAGUACAGGAAUAGGGAUUUUCACCACCAAGCAGGAUGCCAGUUCUCACUCUUGUUUUCUACCCUUUAGUUUGGCACAAAUGAGGUGGCAGAGAGCCCAUUUCCCACCCUCUGCAACUCCUCUGUCCCUGCAGAGCAAUCUGAAUAGCCUGCCAAGUCUCUGGCUUUGCAUGUUUGUGACUAUUUAAUAACUCAAUGGGAAUGUGAGCGACACGGGUGCACCGCUGCUCCUCCAGGUGCUCAUCACUUCUCACCCACCACCACCACCUCUUUUCUUCACACAAAGCUCAGCCAUCUGGAAAUAGCCAUUUGCUGCUCACCUUUACUUGCCUCGCCAUUAAAGAGCUCAUUAAUGUACUCCAUCCUUGCUUUCUUUGGGACUAAAAGAUUUCCAUUUCUCUCUUUUAGCAGCUUUCUCGUGGUUUAUAAUCUUUCCCCUCCUCACCAGGCAGUGCUCUUUUCUAAUGAGCUCUUCUCUUCUGGUCCAUCUUUUCCAUUAAGCUGCACAAGUGCUGUCCCUGUGCUGUGUUGCUCAUCUCUGAGGGCUCUCUUCUGGCCCUGUCAUGUUCUUCAGUGUUUCCAGCUGUGAAAAGAAGCACUCAGCCUCCACACAACACCAUCCUUCCUCCCACUCCACUCACUUCGUGGGUCCCAGCUCAAUGCAGGGGCUAACCCCACGGCAGCAUCCUCCAUUGGGCUCACCCUCAUCUCCAGGGAUGCGAUGGGACACCUCAACACUUGUGCUCAAAAGUUCAUGUAAUUUUUUUUUUUCCAGCUGUCUCAGGUGUUGCAAUAAGAUGUAUUAACUCUCCAUAAAAACCUCACCUCAAUUAUACCCUUAGAUCAUUCUGGCUGUAACAAUACUACACCCACUGCUAGGUUUGUACGCGCACAUCUGUCUGGGAAAUCUCAGAAACGUGGCAGCCCCGAAAUACGCGAGACAUCCUUCAAGUGCUGAUAGCUGACAGCCCCCAUGCUGCUCCACAGCCUCCUCCGGCCUCGCGAGGUGUGCACAGCUCCUGAAGGACAGCAGAAGGAACACUGCGUGGCUGGGGAUGGGAUGCGAUGGAGACGGGCAGUAGGGGCUGAGGAGGUCAGGGGCACGGCUGCCCCCAACCUAUGUCCAUGGUGGAUGUGGCUCUGAGCCAGUCCCAUUCCCCAGCAGCCACUGCUGGACAUGGCUGCAGGUCUCCAGGUGAGGAUGGCACGUCUGGCACCGGGGCACCAAGCCCCGCCUGGGGCUGAUCUUUUCUUCUUUCCCGAAGAAGAAAUCAAAACAGCAGCAGGCACCCUAGGGAGAUGCAGCAAGUGGGAGGAGAUAGCUUAUCCAGAAUCCAAUUUAGCUGGAAGGAGAGGGAAAGGUUGCGAGAUGUUCCUCCAUUAAGAAAGAAAAAUAAACAUGCAAGAGAGAGGAACCAGUUGUCGACGUGCCUGUGGGGAAGUGAUGUGGAUGUGUUUGAUUUUAAGUAGCCAAAGCAAAGCUGGGGUGGAUGCUGGACCCAGAGCGAAGGGUGUUUCAGCCCAGGACCAGGAGGCAAUGGUCAGGAGGAGGUUCACAGAGACCUGGAAAUCAUGGAGGUGAGAGAGCUGUAAGCAGCACCACUUUUAAUCUGUGCAGAGUGCAUGAAAUCAGAUAAUGUAAUUGAAAAGGUUAUUUAAACUGAAUAUUCAGAGGAAAAAAUAAAACAUUGCAGGGAAAUAGUAAUACUUAGCACUUGUAAUGUGCUUAGCAUCUUCAGAAACUGGUCAGCCAUUACCUGAUUGUUCCUCUGCUAAGUCCAAAGGCUAAUAAAAUGGGAUGGUUCAUUUAGCUGUUUCACAGCUGAGCUUCUCAAUAAGGUACGAGGAAGAGAGAUCACCGCUCUCCAACAUGCUGGUAAACAAACAGUUGGAAGCAGGAAAAUACAACGGAACCUCCGCUCUCGUUCACAGAUUCUCAGCCAGCUCCUUCCUCUCCCCCUUGGCCCAUUGCAGGGAGCUCAGCUGGUGGUCUGCCCUGGGAGCACCACCCCUGGGUGCAGGUCCCUAGCAGUCCCAGAGUUCGGUGUCUCCUGCCUGGUGAUGAGGUGCUCCUGGUCACAUCUGUUGAAUACCACGGGGAAGAGGCAACGGAUGGAGCUGUCCAACACGCGUCCAACCCAAUGGAUCUGCCCAACGCCAGUUCAUUCCUGCUUAACCUCAGAUCUCCAUCACUGCAUCAUGGUGCUUUGCAAGAUGACUCUUGAGCUGUUUGCGUGUGCCCCUGCCUAGCACUAUUCCCCUGAGGUGGGCUUUGUUGGGGUGAGGUGGUGCAGGGGUCAGGACCUCACUGAUGUGCAGGGCUGGAUGCAUCCCCCUGAGCUGGGAGACACAGGGAUAGUGCCACGUGCAGAGGCAGCAGCAGCCAUGUCAGGGCUCCAACACAGGUUCCCAAGCAGAGGAAAUUCAGGAUGCUGCGCGCUAGCAGUGCCAUGCUAUGUUCUGCUAAACACUCAUGCAUGGCCGGGCAGCAGAUAUACGGACCGUGCAAGAACCGCUGAUUUUCUUCCACCCAUUUUUGGCAUAACGCAGCCCAAUGGGUGUGUAUAAACAAAGCAAGUAUCUCUCUCGCUGGACCUCAUGCAUCAUUUAUAGCCAGCUCUUCCAUGGCACAAGAAACAUUUACAUAUGCCAGCAUUAAUUCCAAACGCCACUUCAAAGCCAUCUCUGUCUAAUGAACCCCGCGUGCUGUGCACAGCAAAUUCCACCCGAAAAAUAAUUAGCAACACACGCCACCAAAGCACUACAAGGGGAACACAGCACACCACCUGCUGAAGCAAAAUGAAUGCCUGAUUUAUUUUUUUCCCCACUUUUUAGCAAUAUUCCGGCUCUGACUCAAAGCUGUGCUCCGUUCUGAGCUAAGGAGGGCCCUGGGAAGUGUCACAUUCCCACUCCCUGGUGAUCCUACUGCAACAUAUGGGCAGCCCUGGUGUGACCAGCUCAGGAAAAGGAGCUGACAUCACCAAAAUUAUUCUUAAAGCAGCACAGUGCAUCCCACACCAGGAGCAAUGUGAUUUAGCUCAAGCCCUGACACAGUAGCUGAUAACACUGAAAUUGCCAUGGGAAACCCAGGUCACACAUCUCCAUGAUGGAGGUACAGAGGCUGAAGCCAGAAGGUGGUUGCUGGUGCUGGGCGUCAUACCAGGGUGAUGCUGAGAUCCUGGGCUCCCCUGGUCCUGUCUUGCUCAUGUGCAGGAGUGAUGCUCAGCGGGACGUGCCUGUGCCUCCAGCACCCAGCCCUGCUGUUCCACCUGUCACCCUUUGCCUUGCUGGGAUGCAAGGGGUUAAACUGCUCUUCCUAUGCAAAUUAGGCUUAAUUAAUCCUUUUCAUCAGUUGCAAAUAUACCUUCUGAACCCUAUUAAAAACAUGAAUAUGCAAAUUCAGACCUUUUUUAAUACUCAUUUUCAAGGACUUGGAGUCAGGCUUGAUUAUUCGACUCCCGUUAACAGCCUGUAAAACCUGGUGCAAAAUUUAAUUUCCAUUUAAAGUUACCAAAAAAAAAAAAGAAACUAUUGGUAAUUAAGCUAAUUACAGUGUUACACUAAAGAGGAGACAAACAAGGAGGACAAGAUCAUUCAUUACAUGUAACACCAGUUGCAGGACCUGGGGACUAUGGAAGGCCAAAGGUAAGUGAAGCCAGAUAGGAGAAGGGAUGGGAAUGGGGUGCACCGGGGCAGCUGGGCUGGUAGCUCUCCCUUUGACCACCUCUGUUUUGGCCUUGUGAGCCACCCCCCUCGUCCCCUUUUUUAGGAGUGAGGAGGAGGAGGAAUGCAGUGGGCUGUGGCAGAGGUGUCACGGGGUCUCUGCACAGGGCAGGAAUGAGCUUGGGUUGGAGGCUCAGGGACUUAAGCAAUCCAUGCAGGUGGGAGUUCCUCCCGCCCUGAGCACUCUAACUGCAUGACCUCAGUCAGCACACUUUGGGAGAUGGAAACCACAGCUCCCAGUCCCAGGCUGUGUGGUUAAAUGGAGGCUGUACUGGUGACGUGGCACACUGGUGCCACGUGCUCACCCAAAGCCACCCUUGGGGCCAUGCACUGGGGCCCAGUGCUGGUGGCCCCCACCGUGCCCACCAACCUCCUCACACCUCCCAGCUCUGCCUGUGUGUAAUUAAAAAAAAAGUGCUGUGAUAGACUAUUAAUUAUGGUUUACCACCACAGUGAUCCCUUAAACUCAGUCAUUAGCACUGCCUAGGAUCUGUUCCGCGCUCAGUCUUUGCUAAUGAGUUAGCAAAGCUAACAAGUGAUUUGUCACCUCAGGGCCAGCAGCACACUGUGGCACGUUGCCUUGCACUGUGUCCACACCAGGUGAAGGAUCCCAUGGCCCAGAUGGAAACCCCUAGGUGACGCAGUCACGCCAGGGCUCGGGGUACUGCAUUGUUGGGCAGGAGGGUCCAGCUUGAAGUGAGGUGUUGGUUACCUGCAGAUGUACCCAAAGACAUUGGCUGGAUGGAUCCACUCGAGAGGCGUCAUCUGGAAGGCUCUUCUCUCUCCUCCUCCUCGCUGCCAGGAUGAGCAGCGCUGUUCCCUGUGGGUUUGGUUCAUUCCUCACCAUCGCCUCCUCUCCGAGGCUGCUCCUUCCCUGCUGGGACUCGGCGAGCAGAGCUGUCACUUCAGAGCACGCCAAUCAAGGGCACUGCCUCCAACAGCGGGACGGGAGCGGAGCAAGCACGUACAGCCCCAAGGGCUGCAGCGUGAGUCCCAGAACGAGCCGAGGAAGGGACGUGUAUGCUGAGCUGCAGAGGGGAGAAGUGGUGAAGGAAGGACGGUGCCAUUUGCCACCGCUGUGCAGCUGGCUGCUCCCCCUUUUGCACCCCAUGGCCAGUGAGGAGUGUGAGGCACCUCCAGACCGCAGGACCUAAGCAAGGUUUGUGCUCUGAUUUUCCUUUAGAAUCACAGAACCAUUAAGGUUGGUAAAAACCUCUCAGAUCACCAAGUCCAAACCCAACCCAU